UCUGCCCCCGCAGUAGCGCGCGUCUCCCACAGUGCUGGGGCCGUCGUCACUCCCCCUCCCCGGCUUCGCGGUUUCCCUCUCGGGGCUGCGGGGCUCCUGGGCACGGGGCUGGCUGCGGAGGCAGGCGGGGCUCGUUUCCCGGACAGUAGCCCUCAGCGGCCCCGGCCGCCCGGCGUCCGCAGUGGCGUUCCUGCAGCCCGCCCGCGCACUGACCCCGGGCGGGCCCGCCAAGUCUAAGCGCACCUCGGGGGAAGCGACGUCGGAAUCCCGACCGCGGCCCCCCGCCCGGGCUCCGAGCUGUCAGUCACGGCGCCGAAGCCGCUUCUUCCGGCGCUCUCGGGCCCGCCCUCUCCCCUCCUCCCUCCCUCCCUCCCUCCCCCGCCCCUCCCCGCGCGAGUGUCUCCCUCUCCCUCGCUCCCUCUCUCUCUCUCCCUCUCUCUCUCUUUUGUGAGUUAUAGCAACCGUUGCCUUGUGAAUCAAGCGCCAUAGUCACCGUAGUCCUGGCGACUGUUACCCAUCAACAACAACUACUCCUCUCCUCCUCCUCCUCCUCUUCCUCCUCCUCCUCCUCCCCACCACCACCAUCUCCAUCACCCACCAACAACACCACAAUAAUCCACAGCCAAGGAACCCUGUUUGUCCGUGGUGCUAUGGAAACUAUAAGAGAACUUCUCUCUGCUGUCUAUCACCUAGCCCCUCUGUCACCUCCAGCUGUCUCAGAGACCAUCAUGCAGACUUCAGAGACGGGUUCAGACACAGGUUCGACAGUGACUCUACAGACAUCUGUGGCUAGCCAAGCAGCGGUGCCUACCCAGGUGGUACAGCAAGUGCCAGUCCAGCAGCAGGUGCAGCAGGUACAGACAGUUCAGCAGGUCCAGCAUGUCUACCCAGCUCAGGUGCAGUAUGUGGAAGGAAGUGACACAGUCUAUACCAAUGGAGCAAUCCGAACAACAACUUAUCCCUAUACAGAAACACAGAUGUACAGCCAAAACACUGGAGGAAAUUACUUUGAUACUCAAGGAAGUUCAGCACAGGUGACAACCGUGGUGUCCUCCCACAGUAUGGUGGGUACUGGUGGUAUUCAGAUGGGCGUCACAGGAGGACAGCUCAUCAGCAGCUCCGGAGGAACCUAUCUGAUUGGCAAUUCAAUGGAGAAUUCUGGUCACUCAGUGACACACACAACUCGGGCCUCCCCAGCAACAAUUGAAAUGGCGAUUGAGACGCUGCAAAAGUCUGACGGUCUGUCCACUCACAGAAGCUCUCUUCUCAACAGCCAUCUCCAGUGGCUGUUGGACAACUAUGAGACAGCGGAAGGAGUGAGCCUUCCGAGAAGCACUCUGUACAAUCACUAUCUUCGACACUGUCAGGAACACAAACUGGACCCAGUCAACGCUGCCUCGUUUGGAAAAUUAAUAAGGUCCAUCUUUAUGGGGCUACGAACUAGGAGAUUAGGAACUAGAGGCAACUCCAAGUACCAUUACUAUGGGAUUCGUGUGAAGCCAGAUUCUCCUCUUAAUCGUCUACAAGAAGAUAUGCAGUAUAUGGCUAUGAGACAACAACCCAUGCAACAGAAGCAAAGGUACAAGCCUAUGCAGAAAGUGGAUGGGGUUGCAGAUGGUUUCACAGGAAGUGGCCAACAGACAGGCACAUCUGUUGAGCAAACUGUAAUUGCCCAAAGUCAACAUCAUCAACAGUUUUUAGAUGCAUCUCGAGCACUUCCAGAGUUUGGAGAAGUUGAAAUCUCUUCUCUGCCAGAUGGAACUACCUUUGAGGAUAUCAAGUCACUGCAGAGUCUUUAUCGAGAGCACUGUGAGGCAAUAUUGGACGUUGUUGUGAAUCUUCAGUUUAGCCUGAUAGAAAAAUUAUGGCAAACGUUCUGGCGCUACUCUCCCUCUACUCCAACUGACGGCACUACCAUUACUGAAUCAAGCAAUCUGAGUGAAAUAGAAAGUCGACUUCCGAAAGCAAAGCUGAUAACUCUGUGCAAACAUGAGUCUAUCCUGAAAUGGAUGUGUAACUGUGACCAUGGGAUGUACCAGGCUUUGGUGGAGAUUCUCAUCCCCGACGUCCUUAGACCCAUUCCUAGUGCCUUGACCCAAGCCAUUCGAAAUUUUGCAAAAAGCCUUGAAGGUUGGCUUUCAAAUGCCAUGAACAAUAUUCCACAGAGAAUGAUACAAACCAAGGUUGCCGCUGUAAGUGCCUUUGCCCAGACUCUGCGAAGAUACACAUCGCUCAAUCACCUGGCCCAGGCAGCCCGUGCCGUGCUUCAGAACACUUCUCAGAUCAACCAGAUGCUCAGCGACCUUAAUCGCGUUGACUUUGCCAAUGUCCAGGAGCAGGCUUCCUGGGUGUGCCAGUGUGACGACAACAUGGUUCAGAGACUGGAAACAGACUUCAAGAUGACGCUUCAGCAGCAGAGCACACUGGAGCAGUGGGCGGCAUGGCUGGACAAUGUGAUGAUGCAGGCGCUGAAGCCCUAUGAAGGAAGACCCAGCUUCCCAAAGGCCGCCAGGCAGUUUCUGCUCAAAUGGUCUUUCUACAGCUCAAUGGUAAUUCGGGACUUAACCUUACGCAGUGCUGCUAGCUUUGGCUCCUUUCACCUGAUCCGGCUACUCUAUGAUGAGUACAUGUUCUACUUGGUAGAGCAUCGUGUGGCUCAAGCGACAGGAGAGACACCAAUAGCAGUGAUGGGCGAGACAUUCCUUGUAGAUGAAAAAUAUACUCCUAUCAUGGAACUCUUUAUAAGCAAACUUCCGAAUUUUGGUGAUUUAAAUGCUGUGUCUCCUGGAAAUCUGGAUAAAGAUGAAGGCAGUGAAGUAGAAAGUGAGAUGGAUGAAGACCUGGAUGAUUCUUCAGAGCCUCAGGCCAAAAGAGAGAAAACAGAGCUGAGCCAGGCGUUCCCAGUGGGCUGCAUGCAGCCAGUCCUGGAGAGUGGUGUGCAGCCCAGCCUCCUGAGCCCCGUGCACAGCGAGCACAUCGUCACGAGCACACAGACGAUCCGGCAGUGCAGCGCCACGGGCAACACCUACACGGCAGUCUAACAGCACGAAACAGUGUCUCCAGCUUACUUUUACCCUGGGCUUAAGCUGAAAUUUUAAUAAGCCUAAAGGUUGACUGUUGUCAAAAGUCUGUCUGUGCUGAACAUUACCUUUUUGGAGUUGUGAAAUGGAAUGAGUGUAUGUGUUUUUCCAGGUUUUUUUUUUUAACACAAAUUAUUUGCCUUUUAAUAAUAGGAGUUUCUCCCCCACUCCCCCUUAGUUUCAGGUGUCAAGAAGGAUUUUUACAACACGUAAUGUCAUUGUUUUUGUUUUCUCAUACUUAAAAAGUAAUUUACAUUUUGUAGCUUAAAAAUAUUUUAUUGUUGAUUGUUAGUCUUGGUGUAUGAUUUUAUGUGUAAGUUUUUUAAUUAGAUGCACUUCUGUGAAAUAUCAAAAGAAAUGAAUUUCUUUGAUUUACACUGGAGGCAUGCCCAUUUGGCAGCAGAUGCAUCAAAUUUGCUUCUGGAAGGUGCUUUUCAUUGGACAGAAUCAUAAGACACUAUUUUGAUAACAUUUUGGAGUAUGGAGAGAAUACAGAGCGUUUUUAUUAUAAUGGUAGAGGGUUGGGAAGGUCAUCUAUUUUUCUCUGAAAAAAAAUGAGCUGUGCAUUUAUCAGUUCAGGGUAAAUGACAGAAUGGCAAGAGAUUAUGCUAAUAUGUACAUAAUUUGUGUACAUAACUAUUAAACCAUGUUAACAAUGCAAGCUUCCGUUAGACAUUGACUUUUAGCUAUUAUUUACAUACCAAUUCCUCUGUUUAAAGACUACUGAUUCUGUAUUGGGACCACUGCACAGAUGCAUUCUGCUGUUAAGUGGGGCUGUUAUAGUUAGAUACUGAAGCUGAAAAAUGACUUGACUUUUUUUUUUAAGUGUACAUGCUACUUAUACUGAGCUGGACAUACAGGAAACUAUUCCAUUUGGAUGACUUUCUUUUAUUCCAGGUCUUUUUUCUAAUAGUAGUUCAAUAUGCUGCUAUUAUAAAAAAUGUAUAGAAUGCGAGGAAUGUAGCGACCUGCAUAUUGUUAUUUCCUGGUUUCUAAAGUACAUGGAUUUAAAUUUCACACAGAACCUGAAGGCAGUGUGACUGGCACACCUCACUGUUGCUGACCCCGAUUCUGUAGGAUGUGGAUAGGUGGCUGGAUGGACCAUUGCCAUUGAAGAAUGUACAUCAGGGAUCAUCGUACCUCGGCUAUUACAUGGUGCCUUAAAACAGAACUGAGCUAAGGUUUAGUAAGGUUUAUUUUGUUCGCGAAUAACUCUUCAACCCAUUUGGUAAAGUGUGCCUGUCGUGCUCAGACUCCUGAAGUAAGGACAGGCCGCAUGCUCUUCAAGGGGAAUUGAGGGGAAAAUGAAGCAACACAAAGAGACAAAAACUUCAGUUUCUCUCUGAGUGACUGGGAGUGGACUUGUCUAUGUUUUAUCCUUGGAGCUGAAUAUCACUUGAUUAUAAAUCAGAUUGCUAAGGGUGUGGACUAACAGGCUAGUUUUCAUACAAACAUGUUACAUAAAGGUCAUAUGUUGUAGACCAUUCUUAUCUAGUCACAAUUCUGGAAAGCUAACAGAAUGAGCAGGUACUUAUUGAAGUGCAUCUUUUCAGUCUACAUGUCUGUCUGUGUGUCUGUGUGUCUCUGUAUACACACGCACACAUGCGCACACACACGCGCACGCACUCACCCAUGCAUGCACGCACACACAUGGAGCAGGAGUCUGCUACAGUCAGAAGGUGAGACCCUAAAGAGCACAGGCUCCUCAUGUUUUAUUUUGCAUGAAAACCAAGGUUCUUUUCAGAACUCAAAUUAACAACAACAACAAAAUAGGACACAUUCUUUCGUUUAAGUAACUAUAAAAAUAAAUCAGUGAAAGUCAAUAAGUAAGGAAAUCAAUAAAGCCAAAAAAGAAAAGGAAAGCACAAAAUGAUGUUUAGAUCACUACUGAGGCCUGUAUUAAAAUGAAGACUUCAUCUUUCCAGUUGAGUUGGGUGGGGAGUGUGGUUAAGGAGAUAAGGCUGCACCAAUCUGGAAAGUUAAAAAUACCAAAUGGCUUAUCAGGAAACACAGUGUAUUGAAACUGUUAUUGCCUGAUUGUCUCAAACUUCUGAAGAUCAACAGCAUUUCUUACAUUAAAAUGUCAUAAACAUAGUUUUUAGUGGGUUCUGAUUUUGUAUCGAGGAACUUACACUUGUCUUCACUGGCAUCCAAGCAUGACUUCAUUUACUGAAGAUUCCCAAAGGCAAUGAAUUUGCAAACCCCUCCCCUGCAUAAUCCAUCAUAAGCUCCAAAAGACCAUGGAUCUACUUCAUUGUGAGUUAGAGAAUGUUUACACAUAAAAUUUAAAUCAUCACAUAGCUCUCUUCAUUUUAAUUCUCCCUCCUGAGACUUUCCAUUUCCUGUCUCUACCUGUCAUCAACAGAUGGCGUCGUGUCUGUAUUGGACCAAAUGUAACUACUGGUGUCACUGUGUUUAUUGGUUGAUUUUUUUAAAUGUAUUUGUAUCACUGCUUCAUUUAAUUUAAUGUUGGAGAUACUUGUAUCAUGAAAGGAAUCUGCUAACAAUGGAUAGAUAUAGACUCAUCAGAGUGAGGGACUGAGUGGCCCUCCAGAAUUCCACAUUUCUUCCACUUGUUCAUGGUUUAUUCUAAAGUAGGACAGAGGAGAUAUUAAUAAGCCUUGUUAUAAUUGGAAUUGACUUGAAAAUAUCCUGAAAUCUUCUAUAAAUAUUUAGAAACAUUAAUCCUAUUACACUAGUGUAGCUAGUUCUAGCCAGUGCACACAACAGAACACCAAUGGCUUAUGACACUUCUAGCUAUUUGUAGUACACACUUGGACACACAUCAAUUUUGGAUUUGAAUUGUGAAAUAUAUUAGACAACAAAACAGUAAUUCAUAUGCAGGCAUAAACUAGAACAAUCACAUGUGUUGCAGUCAUUUAAGAUUUGUUUCCAUUUUCCAUUCCCAGAAACUGACUUUUCUAAAAAUCCGCAUUACAUUGAGACUUCAUUGUGGACUUAUUGACACAAUACAGAUUUUAAGGACUUCUGGUAUUUCUUGACAUCGGAAUCAAAUGAUAAUCCUGAAAUACAUGGGUGCAAACCAAGUGCUACACUUCCGGUGAGGAAAAGGGAAGGGAGGUGCAUGAGCUGUUGGUACAUUUCAGAAGAGCUAUCUCCAUGUAAUACAAUCGAAUAUUAUAGGAAUUGUUUAAUAUUAGCAAACACUUGAAGAAUUAUAGUCAAAAGAUUUGCACUUCCAAAACCAGUGAACAAUGAGUGGAAUAGGUGAACCUUCUCCUGGGAACACAGGGCCCAGUUUUUGAUGUUUUAUUUCCUUUGGAUACCAAGUUACUAAGGAUUUGCAUCCAAAUCAUGUCUGGAUUGACUGUGUGAGUCUUACUGCCUUUUCAGAAAUCUGCGUUCCUUUUCAUGAUUUCCCUUGUACUGUAUAGCACGGUUCAUGCACCUCUCUUUAGAUGGUGUACUUUAAAAACAGAGGUAAAAUACACAGAUGGUUUUCGCGCUGCAUACAUAAAGUUAGUAGUGUGCAACAUUAACUGCCUUUGAUUUGUAGUAGAUGUGCAGAAUUGAGCACGUUCUUGCAGAAUGCUGGAGAUGUCAAUCAGGAGUGAGUACCGCUUCCAUGUUGUCCUCAUGGGUCUUUUUACAUGGACACACUCUCUAGAAGUGCUUAAUGCAUUUUCAGUUUUUAAAAGACUAUUAUUAUUUGAAAUGUCUAAAAUAACGCUGUGCUUGCAGCAUCGGUGUAAAAACAAACAAGUGUGUGACUGUGAUGGUCCUCCUUGUGUGGACACAGUAAAAAGUCAAAAACUUGACUAGUCACAUUUGUACACAAGGUGAGGCAGUGGUUAUCUGUAACAGAUUGACUUUGUCAUAACCUCCCUCUCCCCAAAUUAUUUUGAGCAAAUCAAACCAUUCAGAAAUGAAAAUCAGAACUCUCUGAUCUCUGUGGAUCGUGUCAGAGUAUGGGGGAGGAGGGCUGGCAUGCAGUGUUGUUGAACACCGGGCUGUGACUGGGUCAGAGCAACCUCCAUGUCCACGGUAGAGCAAACCCCUUAACAGAACCCUAGUAUUUCUGCGAGUCUGGUGAUUUUUAUAAGACUGGAAUUGAAGCAUUAAUUCGGUGCUGAGUUCUAGUCUUAGAAAAGCCCUUUGCUGUAAUGCCUUGUAUUAACCCUUUGAGCAUUGUAAGAUAUACAAUGGGGGAUAAAAGCCUUUCAGAUCAUUUAUUUAGACUUAAAAAAGUAAAAUAGCCUCUAUAUCCAAAUGUCUAAUUACACUGUUUUUUAAAGGGGGGGUCAGAAAAGAAAGUGUCUCCAUGCCGAACACUUGCAUUUUAUAUACAACUCUUAAUUUUACUUCAAGAGGGCUUGAUAUAUUUAUUCCCAAAUAUUCACUGCCAUCUAAGUAAGUGUACUGUUUACAGAAGACAAAAAUCAGCUUUUCUAGCAUCACGUGACUCUCUAGAAAAGGAGGACACAGACAUUGGCCUGUGCAGGCCUAUGUCGUAACUGAUUUCUGCACACUGGAGAUACCUGAUUGCCUUUAAAAGGUAUAAUAAAAUAAAGGGUUACAUUUCUUCUUUUUUCCCAAAACAGAAGAUCUCAUUUAUUUAGCUUUAGAAAGUACAAAUGUAAGUGGAGCCUUAGGAAGAAAUGAGUUCCUUUAAACACAACUGAACUUGGGAUAGUUAGGUCUUUGAAGUUGCAUCUGUCAUAAAAUACUGUUUGGAAAUUCUUACGGGGCAUCCUUGUAUCUGUGCCCCAAUGCGUUAAUACUAAUAAGUCAGAGAGAGACAGAGUGGCGAGCAAGGCAGUCCCUUGCUCUGAGCUCUUCUGUCGGGAGAUGCUGUGACUACUGCUUCAGAUAUAUCUGAGUGUCAUUCUGCGUACAACAUUGCUGAUUUCUCCGAGGGAACUUCUGGACAGUUGAUCUGGUCCUCCCCCGUGUGACAGACCACAGAGCAAUGUUGUCUGCUUGUGUGCCCACACUGCCCUCGCUGGGCGCAAAUGGGAGUGUAACCUACUCCGAUGUCUGCUGACAUCCGUAGCAUAGUGCAAGUGUCCGCACAUUGCUUUUUAGGCAGUUGAGGAAGUCAGACCAUGCAAAUUACUCGUGUGUCAACAUGCAAUCCUCAAAGGGUUUUCCUUUAGCUCUCUUCUUUUGACUCUCCAUGAUGAUUUACUGUAAAUGCUUCUCAGUUUGCAUGCCUUGCCCAUUGCUGCUAGUGAUUUUAUGUGCCAGUAGACCUGAGUUUAGUUUACCAAUUUUACUUAAAUAGUAAAAGCCGCUUACAAAGUGACUGCCUAGGAUCAAUUCUCCUUUUGUUUAAAGGGAUUGGUGAUAUGUCUUCUUAAAAGAAAUAUUUUGUCUCUUUUAUUUGGUUCUGAUAUUUGAAUCUUUUCCCCUUCUUUCCUUUGUUUUCUUUCUUU
This is a messenger RNA of Alexandromys fortis (reed vole), 8476 nucleotides long. RefSeq names its product regulatory factor X3 (gene Rfx3). Gene Ontology annotation, molecular function: DNA-binding transcription factor activity, RNA polymerase II-specific; RNA polymerase II cis-regulatory region sequence-specific DNA binding. Lineage: Eukaryota; Metazoa; Chordata; Mammalia; Rodentia; Cricetidae. The transcript is spliced from 19 exons. The record is from RefSeq and is a predicted model, not a curated record. Gene Ontology annotation, cellular component: nucleus. Gene Ontology annotation, biological process: regulation of transcription by RNA polymerase II. Bases 651 to 3041 code for a protein of 796 amino acids.